This is a messenger RNA of Pangasianodon hypophthalmus (striped catfish), 6495 nucleotides long. RefSeq names its product synaptopodin-2. The record is from RefSeq and is a predicted model, not a curated record. Gene Ontology annotation, cellular component: actin cytoskeleton; Z disc; nucleus. Lineage: Eukaryota; Metazoa; Chordata; Actinopteri; Siluriformes; Pangasiidae. Gene Ontology annotation, molecular function: actin binding. Gene Ontology annotation, biological process: positive regulation of actin filament bundle assembly. The transcript is spliced from 5 exons. The coding region runs from base 45 to 4343 and encodes 1432 amino acids.
CCCGAACACAGACUCAGAGCGGAGGCAGACACGCGCGGUGCGGGAUGAGCGCGCAGGAUUACGCAUGCGUGACGGUGCGGGGUCGCGCGCCCUGGGGCUUCCAGCUGCGCCGAAGUGACACGGAGCCGCACCCACGUGUUCAGGUGCACCAGGUUGAAGAAGGCAGCCAUGCAUCCAAGGCUGGUCUGUGUGAGGAUGAUGAGCUCGUGUCUGUUAAUGGAGUAUCCUGCUCCAGCCUCAGCCUUGCAGAGGUUAUUGUUCUCAUUGAGAAAGCCACUGACUGUCUGCAACUGCUGGUAAAAAGAUGCUGUUUAUACCCUCAACAGAAGUCUCAGUCAGUUAACACCAAACUCCAGGCUUCCUGGAGGGAAUUGAGGGAACCCUACAAAUCUGAGCAUCAGGAUGAGACACAUUAUGGAGAGACAGACAGUGAUACAGAGUGCCCUGCAGGAAACACCAUGGUCCGAACCGAAUUUUGCAUUCCAGCUCCCAAGGACAGAGCUGGACCAGACACCUCUAGUGAUGGAGGGCGCAGGUUAGAAAUCACUCCAGGAGCUGUAGUGGAAUUGCAGUUGUCACUCUCUCAGACCACCCUGGAAGACACAGGCUGUACCUCAUUAGGAAGUGCUCGUGGAGUUAAAGGAGACUUGUGCCACCAACCAAACACUGAAAAUGACAACACUACAACUAAUGCACCAGGCUGCCCUUUCUAUAUACCAUUGCAUGAGAGAGAGCCUCUAGGUCAGCGAGGCGUGCUUGUCAGUUCUCCCUCUGCUUUGCUGGGACAGGUGGAGGUUACCAUACAGCCGUCUGGGAGGGACUCUGGAACAGAAACAGUGGGGGCCAGUGGGACUAAGGCACCAGCUAAUGAACAACAGGAUUAUGCUGAGGGAGAAGGAGGGCACACUGAGGAAGAUCCCACCUCCUUCUCUGUCUCCUUUGGAAUUCCAUCAGAAGAGGAGGACUCUGAGUCAGAAAGGGAGCUCAACAAGCCCAGCAAGCACCGGGCAAAGCACGCCAGGCUCCGCCGAAGUGAAAGCCUGUCUGAGAAGCAGGUGAAGGAGGCCAAGUCUAAAUGUAAGCGUAUUGCCCUCCUCCUGACUGCUGCUGCCCCCAACCCUAAUAACAAGGGGUUGUUAAUGUUCAAGAAGCAUAGACAAAGGGCCAAGCAGUACACACUUGUAAGCUACGGAACCGGAGAGAAUGAACCAGAAUUUGAGGACGAAGACAACGAAUACGAUGACAAGGAAACACAUGCUGUUGAGUUCACAGUUCUAGCCACCAGCGAAACUGAAAUUGAUGAAGAUUUUUUCACAAAUUCCUCAGGCCACAAGAACAUUGUAACCUUUGAUUUGGAUACUGGACUGCUCGAGAUAGAGCGCAAGCUCCACAACCAAGAGGAUAUGGAUGCACUCCCUGAAACCAAGGGCAAAGGGGCCCUGAUGUUUGCACAGCGUAGGCAACGUAUUGAUGAAAUAGCAGCUGAACAUGAUGAGAUGAGAAGUAAAGGGAUUCCUGUUGAGGGUGUCCAGGAAGCUGAGAAAAUUUACCAACAGGUGAAUCAGCAUUCUUCCAUUCAGACUAAUGACAGCCAGAAUUAUAUUGAUGUAAAUGUGCACCACCAACAGCAACACCAGCAGUACCAACAAUACCAAGAACAGCAUUAUCAGCAGCAACAGCAGCAUCAAUAUCAAGAAUACCAACAGCAGAUGCAGUACCAUCAGCAGCAACAGCAUUACCAGCAACAGCAGGAAUGCCAGCAGGGGCAACAAUAUCAGCCUCAACAGUACCAACAACAGCAGCAAGUGCAACAAUACUUUCAUACUAUGAAUGGCGUGUCUAGUCACCAAACGAAUGUAGUGCAAUCAUCAGUUAUUAAUAGAAGUGCCAAACCAUUCUCAGUUCAGAAUAGAGCAGCAGCCCCAUUUUCCCCGUCUGCAAACCAAGAGCAGUCUUAUUAUUCAGAUGGACAAGGGGAACAAAUUGCUUCCAGAGAUGAGCGAAUUUCUGUACCUGCAAUCAAAACAGGAAUCUUACAAGAUACAAAGAGAAAGAACAAAGGUAAACCCAUGUUCACUUUUAAAGAGCCUCAAAAAGUUUCUCCAAAUCCAGAGCUGCUGAAUCUUCUCAACAGGAAUGACAAGAAGACAGGCUUUGAUUCUGGAACAGAGGAGGAUUAUCUAAGCUUGGGGGCAGAGGCCUGCAACUUUUUACAGUCCACUAAAGUAAAGAACAAAACCCCACCACCAGUUGCUCCCAAACCUCAGAUACACCCAGUUACUCCUCCAUGGUCACCACAACCAGAAAUUGCAAGCCAGCAAUUUCAUCAAGAUGCUGAAAAUAACAUCCCUGUAACUGCCAGGGAACCUGUCCCUGAAAUGGAGUCCUCAGCCAUACCAGAAGAAGAACCGUCCACAGCACCUGCUUCUGAUCAACAUGAAGCUUCUACCAAACUCCACUCACAGGUUCAACCAGAAGCAGUUAAUGCAUGGGGUCUAUCUGAGACACAAAUACAGUCGGGCCAGCAAAUAGAUUCUUGGCAUGAGACUCAAUCUCAGCCACAGUUACACACAAAGCCAGAGCCUGCUGUUAGCUCUUGGGGUCCUUCUUCAACUCAGGCUCCUGAGCAGCCACCAGUAACUGCUUGGGGUCCAGCUGAGGUUCAGUCACAAGUCCUUGCCCCAAAUCAGUCACAGAUGCAGCCAUCUUGGGUGACACAAUCUCAAGUCCAUUCAGAAGUGCAACCACCCGCAUCUGUUCAAACACAGUCACAGCCCCAGCCUUCCUGGGUGACCCAAAGUCAACCCCAACAUCAACUCCACCCUCAGUCUCAAAUUAAUACAUGGGUAACAGCUCCAACUCAAUCACCACAGCAACCCCCAUGGGCCCAAAAUCAAGUGUCAGGACAGGCCUCUGUCAGUUCUUGGUCCCAAGAUCUAAAUCAGCCCCAAGUACAGCCAUCCUGGGCCCAACAGCAACAAGAAUCUCAACCAAUACCACAUUGGACAGCCUCUCAACAGCAUCUCCAGUCCCCUUGGAUUCAACCUCAAAGCCAGCCACAGCCUCAACCAACUUGGGUCUCUCAGACCCAACAGCAAACCCUGCCACAACCACCAGUAAAUACAUGGAAUCAAUCUCAGAGUCUAGCUCAUACACAGCCACCAUGGACUCAUCAGGCUCAACCAUCCUCUCAACCUACAGCACAAAUGCAGCAGCAACAGAAUCCUUGGACUUCAGUACCCCCCCAGUCACAACCACAACCAACAUGGGCACAACAGCCUCAAGAGCAUCCACAGCAAACAAUGAAUUCAUGGGCACCAGAGCAGAACAAAAUGCAGCCACCCUGGAGUCAGCCACAAUCUCCAGCUCAGGCACAACCUCCAUGGUCUCAUCCACCUCAGCAACAGACCCCACCACAGUCUCAGUCUCAAACAGCUUUAAGUACAUGGACACCACGACCCCAGCAAGGUCCAGUCAUUACCAUGGGUUCUACUGAAAGUCAGAAACUGGCUCAGCCAUUCAAACCUUGGAGUGCACCUCAGACCUCUCAACCUCCUCCUCCACAUCAACUGAACUCAAAUACACCUAGAUCAAGGGUACCUUCACACAUGCCAGCAAGUACAAUGCCUGGAAUGGGUUCAGCCUCUGGAAUGGGUUCAGCUUUUGAGAUGCCAGCCUUGCGAGGGAAAGGUGCUGAACUUUUUGCUAAGAGGCAAUCCAGAAUGGAAAAGUAUGUGGUGGAUUCUUCUACAGUGCAGGCUAACAAGGCACUUGGAAGAAGCUCCUCACUAUCGCCUCCUGUUAGACUGUCACCACUGGGCCUUGGUUCCAGGUCUGCAUCUGUUUCUCCGUCACCUACACCUUCAUCUCACGCAACCUACACCUCUCGUUCAACAGAGAGACAGGUAUUCUGGGUGGAGAAGGGACGCAAGCCCCCAACCCCAUGGGAGGCAGCAUCACGCCACCCACUGGGUCUAGUGGAUGAAGCCUUUGCCCAUCAGGACAUGCAACACUCUAUUGCUUCUAAUCUGCGCUCAGCAGCCCAUCGCAAAAUGCUACCCGAACCUCCGGCUGAGUGGAAGGCCAAGGUUGCAUAUGAGUCUCCACCAAAGAGCCAGGGCUGGAGAAUGAAUCAAUCAUCUUUGUCUUUCCUUUCCCCAACCAAAAGCACAGUAUCUGCCCCUGCUGCUCCGGUACCAUAUGGAUCACCUUUGAGGCAGUCUCAGCCACCUAGAUCUAUGACUGAGGCCAGUCUUGGCUCCUCUAUGUCUGGGCUACAGUGCAGAAGGCCUUUGGGACAGUCAGUAUAUAGAAGCACAUACAGUAACACCUGGAGAUGGUAAAUUCAUGGUAGCAUUUUUAAUACUUGGGCUUCGAAAGUCAGUGCAAAUACAGCAGGUUCUGAAUGCUUUUGUACAGAGUUGUUUUUAAAAGUAUCCUUGAAAGAACUUACCAGGCACUGUAAUUUCUAAAAAGUAGAAGAGCAGGUUCGAACAGUGUUGAAAUGUUGUUUAUUGGGGGAUUUAGAAAAGUCUGAAAGAUGGAAAUGUUAGGUGCAGAAUAACAGUUUGUGAUGAAUAACAUGCAGCUGGUGAUGAGGCAUGAACCUCCAAAUGCUUGAAAUAUUGUCACGCUUCAAUAUUGUAAUACAGUACGAUGUGUAUACAUUACGUAAAUACAGUAUACUACUGCCAGCUUUGUUACUAUAUGUUUUCAUAUACACAAUAAUCAAUCAUACAAUUAACGAGGCCUAUUGGUGAAAGAUUGAUGAGACUAGAUUAGAGGUUUCAUGGAAAAUGCUCCAUAUUUCCACAGCGCAUUAGUGGCAUAUUAAGUACACAUUCCAAAUUUCGACAUCACAUAAGUGGUAUGUCAAUGUGAUUUAAAAAGGUAAAACCAGUUCAGAAACUUAAAUUAACAUUAGGCAAUGUUAAGUAAUGCCUUUGUUAACAUGAACAACAGACAAGCUACCACUUUAGUAAUGGCUACUUCAUGUUUAGUGUUGACUAGUUAACAUUAAAUAAUGCAUUUCUUAACAUGAAUAACAUCAAUUAAAUAAAAUGAAUGCAUGUUUAGUAAUACUUAUUAUUAAACAUGUUUAAUAAUACUUAUUAGGUGGUACUGAUGCAUUACUCCAUCAGGAUUUUGUUUUCACUGUACUCCAGGCAUAUUACAUACAGUGAACAAACACUCAUUGCUGUUUACUAAUGGUUAACAGGUGGUAGGGAUACAUUACUAAGACAUGAUCAGAACCUGUAAGCAGUUUCCUUUUUAAUGCAUAAAUUAUUUCUAUCUUGCAAUGUAAUACCACCAAAAUGCUAUUUUAAUAUUGGCUAUGUACACCAUUAGCUAAUGCAGUUAUUACUUGUCUAGUUAACAUGAACUAACCAUCAUUGAAGCAGUAUCCUGUGUGUUGUUCAUAGUAUUACUUUAAUGCUAUCUAAUGUUGGUUAGGUCAACUUUUAUUGUAACCACAGUGUUACCACAGUUUCUUAUUUCGUAUAGGCUUAUGUUACAUUAAGCAUUUUUCUUCUCAUAGGGUUGAAAAUGCAUGCAUUCAUACACAUACAUUCACAUGAACAAACUUGUGAAAGUUUUAUUGUUGUGGGUCUAUGAAUUAAGCUGAAACCUUGGAAUUAUUGCAAUGUAGUUAGGUGACAAAUUAUGUUACAGACAGGUGACAAAUUAAAGGAAAAACCUACAUAAAGGACCCAUUUGAUUGUUUUGGAGAGCGCUGUCUAACACGUCAGUCCAAAAUCUCCCAUUAGUAUUCAAUUAGGUUGAUAUCUGGUGAUGACAUAGGAUUUACAUCAUUUUCAUCCUCAUCAAAAAAUUCAGUGACCCCCUCAUGCCCUGAGGAUGGGGGUGGAGUCAUCCCAAAAGAGACCACACCUAUGAGGAUAGAAAUGUUUCUUAGAGUAAAUGUGAUCAGUCAGAGUAGGUUUUCAUUGAUUUUCAGUCAUCCUUUCGUCUAAAGGGACAAGUGGGCCAUAACCCAAAAAAUAUGUCAGCAAAAUAUCCCCCACAGCAUAACAGCCACUGAUUUUUUCCCUUUAAUCUGUCUACUGUCUGUAGUUGUUACAUAAGUCUGGAUUUUAUUUGCUACACAAGGUGUGUCACUGUUAAGUGCACCCAGUUAAGCUACCACAGCCCCUGUAGCAAUUUUGUUCCAUUUAUGUGAGUUUCAAGCCACAGAAAUGUGUUGUGUGUUUGUGACAUUAUUUUAGCACAGAGUUUAAUUUGUCAAGGGUGACAACUUGUGCCUUUCUUUUUUUUUACGUCACAGUCAUUUUUUUUUUAUGUCACGGUCAUACCAAUUUUCCAACAUUGCAUGCUCUCGUACUGUGUUUAGUGCAAAAGAUUUGCAUUAGUCACUGAAACUGACAGUGUAUAGUUUAUCAGUUGUUAGUUAGCUUUUAGCACUUCCUUUGCCAGAGACAACAUUUGUGAGAAAAGCACUUCUGAAUCCACAAUUAAAUUGAGAUUUGAAGUUCA